CUGUCAGAGAGAAGCUGUGAAGCUCUGUCCUCAGUUCUCAGCUCCCAGUCCUCUAGUCUGAGAGAGCUGGACCUGAGUAGCAACAAUCUGCAGGAUUCAGGAGUGAAGCUGAUCUCUGAUGGACUGAAGAGUCCACACUGCACACUGGAAAUGCUCAGUAUGUCAGGCUGUCUGAUCUCAGAGGAAGGCUGUUCUUCUCUGGUCUCAGCUCUGAGCUCCAACCCCUCACAUCUCAGAGAGCUGGACCUGAACUACAAUCAUCCAGGAGACUCAGGAGUGAAGCUACUGUCAGAGGGACUGAAGGAUCCUCUCUGGAGACUGGACACUCUCAGGGUGGAGCCUGCUGGAGUCAGAUGGUUGACACCAGGUCUGAGGAAGUGUAAGUCUGUUUUACAUUUCAUUCAUGAACUGUGACAUCACUCAUUCAACCCUCCAGACCUGCC
This is a messenger RNA of Perca fluviatilis (European perch), 443 nucleotides long. Its product is annotated as ribonuclease inhibitor-like. Gene Ontology annotation, molecular function: protein binding. The record is from RefSeq and is a predicted model, not a curated record. Lineage: Eukaryota; Metazoa; Chordata; Actinopteri; Perciformes; Percidae. The transcript is spliced from 3 exons. The annotation marks the transcript as partial.